Molecule: messenger RNA, 518 nt
Organism: Amoebophrya sp. A25
Lineage: Eukaryota; Dinophyceae; Syndiniales; Amoebophryaceae
Source: the annotation of a GenBank genome assembly
UCUCAAGAGCGUCACUCUGGAAGCGGUAAUCAGCGUCAACAAAAUGGAGGGGGGGCAGUACACACAGAGGCGCUACUUGUUCUGCUAUAUUUACGUGCUUCUCGGACGUACUUUUGCGCUUUUUGUGAACGAUAACAACAAGAGCAAAUUUGUCAUUUUGUUUUCUCUUACUUCACAUGAGAACGCCUCCUUGUAACCAAUCACCUCUUCAGGUUAAGGUGGUCACGUGAGAUGCUCUUCGAUGCAGUGGGGAUAUCGCUCAAUCAAGUGAUUAGGCCGACAGUUCAGCAGGAGAUGAACAACCAGGCUUCGCCGGCCGUUUUUCUUUCUCUGUUUGCUCUAAGGCUUCCACAAGUGUGCAAUUUUGAGAAGCAUGCUGAGACCGUUUUCAAAAGCGACGAAAAUGGUCCAGGAUGCACUCCAAAAUUGGUUUUGCUUGAGGUGUGAGCAUGAUCUAACUUGUUUGCCUAGCAAAUUUGGCCGUAUCAUCUGGAGCACUUUUCUGAGUUUCCGCGAAG